This is a messenger RNA of Alternaria incomplexa, 1230 nucleotides long. RefSeq lists its product as uncharacterized. The record is from RefSeq and is a predicted model, not a curated record. NCBI's taxonomy places the organism in Eukaryota, Fungi, Ascomycota, Dothideomycetes, Pleosporales, Pleosporaceae. The transcript is spliced from 2 exons. The coding region runs from base 1 to 1230 and encodes 409 amino acids.
AUGGUUCUUGAUGCUGUUGCUACUUCCGAAAGCGCUUUGUUGCGUGCUCUGGAGAUGUUGAAGGCCACUGCAGGUCCUGGAACAGUUCAUCAUCCGUCCGACUCAAUUGUCACAGGCGAGACAGAUGACAGCGUAGAUGAGUAUCAGCCGGGUCAAAAAGAGUCGGAACAGGAUCACGCGGACGAAACAACAUUAGUUACACUGAAGAAUGCUCACCGGGUCACUCAGCGCGCUAUGCUUACCAUGGAAAGAGAGGGGAAGCAACGCCAUGCAGACGAGCAGGUCGGGUUCAUCAUCAUAAAACGCGACAACAACAAGCCAGAUGCCUAUGGCGAGUCGUCUGAAACAUACGGCCCACUGCCGUGGCCGGGGGUCGCCGAAGCAUACAACAAAAAGUACGAUAUGUCUGUCGGUCCAGCGGCGAUGGAGAAGCGCGCGCGACAACACCGACCUGCUUGGUUAGCCAAACAUCCAGGUUAUCCCCUCAAAAUAAUGUACGCAAAGAAACCAAAGACACAAGCCAUUCGGCGCUCGAAGGUUGCCGCCCUACACGCCCAAGCUCCUUGCGUGCAAGCCUACACCAGCAACCAAAAGAUGCGUGUGGACAAGCGCGAAGGUUCCAUCUCCAAUGAACGCAUCGCCGGAUGGAUGCCUCCAGAUGCCAUUCGAAAUCGAGCAGACGUACAUAACUAUAUAGACGACCUAAUGUCAGCACACGUCGAAAGGGUUGUACUAGAGGUACAUGACGCACAUGACUCACCAUCUGAAGUUGUUAUCGGCGACCUCGAAUACCUUGGUAGCAGCUCCGUGGUGCUUCAGCAAUUAAUGGCUGCCGACAGCGAGACGACAGUACAGGUUGAUUGCUCAUCCCUAGAGGUCGUUCAGUGGUACGUACAAUGCAGCUCAGCCGGAUGUUUGACGAAAGCGCCGGUAGAUCUCCAUCACGGAAACGGCUCACUCAUGGACCUGUACUGCUUGGCUGCACAGCUUCAAGACGACGACGUGUGCGGGCUGAUAUUGACACUGUGGCGUAGUCUUGCGGAAAAGAACGUCGAGAUGGAUUUAAGUGUCGAGAGCAUGAACUUGCUCUUCGAAACCACUCGCUACGAGGAUCCAGCCCGCGGAUUUUGGGUUGAUAUCGCCCAUAGAGCGAAAAUAGCUCCUGAACUUAUCAAGAUGGGCGGCUGCAAUGCGGAACUGAUUGCUGCAAUUCAGAGCAAAGGACCAUGA